Molecule: messenger RNA, 5207 nt
Organism: Chlamydomonas reinhardtii
Lineage: Eukaryota; Viridiplantae; Chlorophyta; Chlorophyceae; Chlamydomonadales; Chlamydomonadaceae
Exons: 2
Coding region: 62-4186 (1374 amino acids)
Molecular function (GO): kinase activity
Source: RefSeq, a predicted model, not a curated record
AGAGUUGCUUCAAAUGCCAAGAGGAGAACCAAACCUAUUGGAGAACCCAGGAAAAAGUUCGAUGCUUAACAAACUCAUAGAGUCGCUCGAGCUCUUUGCUACGCUGCGUGAGGACGACCUCACCGAUCGCGCGCGCUCAGCGCUGGCACUUCGCCAGAAUGUGAAGUUCGGCCUUGUACCGGGCUUUCUCUACAAGCGAUUCUUCGUGGCGCUGGUCGGCGCACACAGCUGGGCUGGCCGCGCCCUCACCCUUGCCCCGGGCAGGUCCGACAUCACAUCUGUCUUCAUCGACACGUUUCAGCUGCUCAGUUCCAGUUUGUUGGGCCCGUUCCAGCCGAAGGCAACUAAGCUCGCUCUGGUGCUAGCUCUACUGCGCACAGAUACGCUGUGCGUCUACGCACGGCUGCUUUCCGCGCCCGUCACCGCAGGCAGCAGCCAGGAUGGCGGGGCCGGCGCCGCUGGCACCAACAUCAACAGAUAUCUUGACCUACAGCUGGCGGUGGCAGAGUUCGUGUCCACCUUCAUGUUCAUCGUGUUGUGUGACAUGCUGUCGCCGGUCGAUGCGGCGGCGGCCUCGGACGUCGCCCUGACGAACGAGGUCCGGGCCGCCUUGGUCCACAGCCGUGUCCUGGAGCACACGGCAGCGGUGCUGCUGCAAGCCGCCGCCGCCGCGCCGCCGCCGCAGCAGCAGCCGCAGCCGCAGGCUGAAGCUGCCGCGACAGCGGCAGCGUCAGAAACGGCUAUGUUGCAGGACUUGGCGGUCGCUGCUGGCAUUCCCUGGAUAUCGGUGUACACAGAGCUACGGUGCAUCAGCAGGGAUGACCAACCAGACACACGCUCGGCGGCUGGCGCAAGCGGCACAAGCAAUGCCUGCGGAAGCGCCAUCACCUGGGCAAGGCUUUCACGGCCGGUCAUGUUGUUCGCCAUAGCCCUGGACAAAGUGCUGAUUCCAAGGCUGGGGCCCGGGCUGUGGGACCAGCUGGCACCGCGGUCACAGCCCAGCGAUUGCCCUCCGGCGCCCCAAGCACCAGCAGCAACUGGGGCUGCAAAUACGGUGCUGCAGCAGGCGCGGCAGCUGCUCGGCGGCCCUUGCAUGCAGCUAUGGGUCCUGUGGGCUACGCAGUGCGCAGCACGCACCGUCCCGCGCGGCCCUGGAGGCCCUGGCGCCGCCCGCGCGCGCGCCGCCGCACAGCGCUCGACAGCAGGAGCGGAAGCGCUGGCUGGUGUGGAACCUGCCGCGGGCCGCGCAGGUGCUAAGCCGCUCCGGGCCGGCGUGCGCCUGGGGCCGGCCCGGCCGGCUGUAGGGCCGCUCACCCCCCAUGAAUUUGGAGCGGGUGGAAUGCCUGCCACCUGCGGCUUGACUGUCGGGCAGCUGAAGACUGUGGUGGCAUCAGUGCUGGGAGUCGGCUCCUUCGUGUUCCAGGCCAGCACCAGCACCACCAGCACCAGCGGCACCAGCAGCACCAGCGGCACCAGCAACAGCAGCGGCACCAGCAACAGCAGCGGCGGCGUGGGCGGCGCAAUGGCGGCUUGGGCGGGCGGGGCAGCGGCAAUAGCGGAGCAGGCGACGGAGCCGCUCUGCCCGCCGGUACGAGUGUACGACUCCUUGCACGCGGCUGCGGAAGCGCUGUGGCUGGGCAUGGGGCCGCCCGCUACAGCCUCCGAAGCCGCUGCUGCAGCCGCCGUGCCUUGUGCGCACGCAGCGCUGUCGCCCGAGGAGGUAGCGCAGCCGCUGGAGCUGAUGCAGCGCCUGCUGGGGUCACUACAGCCCGCCGAGGCGGCGGUGCGGCUGCCGGGCCUGUGGCGGCUGCUGCUGUGGGCCUCAGGGCAGACACCACAGAUGCGCCUGGCGGUUGAGGCGUUCAAGCUGCUGGAGCUACAGCUGCCGCCGCCGGCGCCGCCGACUGUGGCACCGGCCCUGCAGCCGGCGGCUGCAGCAAUGCCCGGCCCGGUGCUUAGCUACAGCCUGCGCUGCGCGCUGGACGCGGGUCUGCUGCCGGCGCUGGAGGCCCGCCUGCGGCGGCCGGCGGACUGGCUGCAGCCGGACACGGUACGCGCCGUUGCAGCCGCAGGCGGCAGAAGCGCUGGCAGGAAGAUGCCGGGUGCCCGCUUGGUGCUGUGCUCGGUGCACUUGCUGUGUGCUAAGGGUGUGUGGGCGGCGGUGCUUGCGCACGCGCCGCCCGCUCAGGUGGCCUCUCUGGUGGUGACGCUGGCGGCGGCGUGGCGCCUGCUGGCCAGCGGCGGCGCCGGUUUCAGUGGCGGCGGCGCCGCCGCCAGGUCAGGAACACCGGCAGCGGCCUACAUUGAGUCUGGCAAGGCGCUGGCCGGGGAGCUGGUGCGGCUGCUGGAGGUGGCCCUGCAGACGGAGAGGCGCACCUCGCAGCUGCUGGACGACGAGAGCGAGGAGGGGGAGGGGGAGGAGGACGAGGACGAGGACGAGGAGGGGGUGGGGGUGGGGGAGGAGGCGAGCGAGGAAAAGAGCGUGGCAGCCGUGACACAUCUCCUGGAGGGGAUGGUACGGCUGUUCCAAGGUGGUGGCAAGCCGCCCUCGAAAACAACGCCUGCAUCCGCCGCCGCGCCGGCGGCUGCAGUCCGCAGCGUACAGCAGAUGCCAGCGCCGCCGCGCGCGCCACGGCCACCGGUGCCUCCGCCACCACCGCCGCCGCCACCACUGCCGCCGCCAUCAGUGCAACCGCCGCCGCCGCCACCACAGGUAACGAUGCAGCCGCAGCCGGCCACGACGCACCAGCAGCGGCUGCUGGCGAGCCUGUGCCUGUGGCAGUGGGCCCCCGCCACCAUGGGGGAGGCGCAGCGGCAGCUGCAGGCGGAGCUGGCGGCGGCGCCUGCGACCGCCAGCAGCCCUGAUGACAUGCUGAACGCUCUGGCCCGUGUGUUGGUGGAUGAGGACAGUUGCCUCGGCGCCGUGACGCCAUCGCUGGGCCACCUCACGACCAUUGCCGUGCACGUCUUGCUUAACAAGGCCGCACACGCAGGCGCCAGCACCCCCAGCAGCAACCCCAGCAGUAUCAAUAGCAGCACGCCCGGCACCAGCACCUCCAGCACUAGCCCGCCGCCGGCCGCGGCUGCGCCGCUGCUGACGUCGCUUUCCGAGAUCGCGGCGAAUGACUACGACGCGGUCGAGGCGGAUGCCGCAGCUGCAGAGGCGUCGUGGCGCGCCUUCCUCACCAGUCAGCAGCUUGGUGCCCGAGGGCUGCUGGCCACGCUGCUGCGCUGGUUGCUCACACACGCGGCGGCGGCACAGGCGGGGCCACAGGCAGGGGUGAGCAGCGCGCUGGCCCUGCUGAACCCCGUCGUGAUACUGACGCUCGGCAACGUGCUCCCCACGGUGGCGGCGGCCGCGCCGGAGCUGGUGCUGGCGGCGGCGUGCGAUGCGACGGAGCAGCAGUGGCAGCAGCAGCAGCAGCAGCGACAGCAGCUGCGGGCGGCGGGAUGCGGCGCGCGUGGCGUGGGCGCCUCCAGCCUGCUUGGCUGCGACGCGGGCGCCGUGAUGGGUCCCCUGCUGGUCCUGGCGCGGGAGCUCAGGUGCAAUCCGGAGCUGCUGCGCUGGCUGCAGGCGGCGGCGGGAGUGCUGCAGCGGCUGCCUGCGCCCUGGUCCAGCGCGGCAGCACAGGUGCACUUGCGCGGGGAGCUGGCGCAGCCCCGUCUGGCGGUGGCAACGUCGGAGCUGCGGCAGGCGACGCUGCGCAACCGGGACUUGCUCGUGGAUGCGGUGCCGUCGGGCGUGGCACUGGUGUGCCCGGCCGGGGUGCAGCGGCGGCUGCAGCGGGGGCUGUGGGCCCCUGGCGACGGCGGGCCGCGGGCACGGGCUGGUGAGCAGGCGGAGGCGGAGGCAAGCGCGGAGGAAGCCGUUACCGGUGGCGAUGGAAACAGAAGCGGCAGUAACCAACAGGGGUUGGAAGGCAGCAGCAGUAGCAGGGGCAGUAGCAGCGGGCAGUACGGGGUGAGUGUGGUGCUGUGUGACAACCCGCUGUGCUGCAGCCUGGAGGGUCCCAGUGCGGCCCUGCCGCUCGCUGGCAGCGGGGCUGGUGGCAGCGGCGGCGGCAAGACGUGCGCGCGCUGCAAGCGUGUGCGGUACUGCUGCGGCGUGUGCCAGCUGCAGCACUGGCGCGAGGGAGGCCAUAGCGCGGAGUGCGGCAGGCUGCAGGAGCAGCACGCAGCGCCGUAGCGGCAGAGGCACGCGCGGCGGCAUGAGAUGAUGUAGGCAGCAGCUGAGUGAUUGAGGCACGCUGCGCUCGCAAGGAAGGAAUGCUGAGCCGCAGGCGUGGUGUGGCACGGCGUGGUGGCGAGCGGCGACCUGAGGAGCCCGGACCGGAGCGGCGCGGCAACCGGAGUGGCAGCGGUGUGGGCCAGAGCCAGCCAGUGCGCUGGCGCUUAACUUGCCUGCUGCUACUGCUGUAGAGUGGAGGAAUAAAACGAUACGUGGAUACGGCAAUGUAUGGCAGAUGGCUGCGGAGGGAACUUCAGUUAGCAUGAACUAUUGUUAGAGCCCGCCCAGCGGGGUGGUGGGGAGACUAACGCCCCAAGAUCUUGGUACGACAGGCCCAGUGUGCCUGAAACGGUUGGAACAUUGGCGUUAGUUUCUGCUUUUGCGUUUGGGGCCUGCACGCGGCUUUGGUGGGGUAUGCGGCAGGGGGCAGGAGGCAGCGCGGUAUCAUGUGCUGUUGUUGUGGACGGGGGCAAGGCGCGAGACAUGGGUCAGUGGCUCGGCAGUGCAGUUGUGGGUGCCCAGUACUGCAAGUCGCAUAGACUCAAGGCUGCUGCUCGCUUUCCCGUUUGCUCUCGACGUGCAUUGAAGCCACGCCCUUUUGUCGCCGCGUGCCAUGCGCCACUCUAGACUCUACAACGCCAACCCGCUGGCAAAUGCACAAUGCCAUCAUCACUUACACGAGGGCGGUGGUGUGCUCUAUAAAUAGGUCCAUGAGCCGGAGGUGCUGACCUCAGAAGCUAUGGCCUGUCCACCGGGACCCUAGCAGCAACUACAGGCCUUGCAGACCUGUUGGGUUUGGGGUUUUGCCCCGCCCCCGCCGGGGUACUUCCAGGUUCAAGCUUGUCCCUCAUCGUCGGGGCCAUCGUCGGGCUCGGUGCACGCGCACCAACAAUGGUGCACGUGACAUGGCCGUGACGUGCACCAAGGUGCGCGUGCACCGAGCCCGCUGAUGGCCCCAGCGUGAGUCUAUGCGCGAUCU